GUGGAAGUAGGGAAUGGGUUGUUGUUGUGUGUGACGGUUUACCGUACUUGUUAUGUCAAUGAAUAAUAAAUUGCACAUAAAGGUGUCUACAAUGUGGUCAACUUGUAAGGGGAACUGGUGAUGCCAUCAAGCACUCUACCAAGUGCUCAUUUACCGAGAAUGAACACAACAGCCCGUCAAAUGAACAUCCAAUUGAGGGUUUUGUUUACGAGUUCGACUGGAUCUUGAUGAUUCCUGGCCCAGGGCAUAUCGAAAUGAAUAUGGUAAGAGCAUACAUUGCCUUGAUGUGGGAGGUUUUUUAUAAAGAAAUGGUUAAACUAUUCAACUUUAAAUCUGAAGUUGCUCAAGCAUACGCUAAGAAAGUAUCGGACUAUCACAAAGGAUUUCAACUGAUCACAAUUGCUAGGAACGCACUUGUGGAUGAACUCGUACUCCCCUAUGUGCGACAGGUAUUGCAGAAUAAGGGAACCAUUUCAACGUUGAAUUGUGCAGACUUUAGAAAUUUUGUGAAUGAAUGUACAAGUGUCAAUUAUAGAUUCAUCGCUGACUCAACAUUUAAUCUUCUGGUCCAAAUAUUUACGUACAGGGAGGGAGUACAGUCGC
Molecule: messenger RNA, 603 nt
Organism: Owenia fusiformis
Lineage: Eukaryota; Metazoa; Annelida; Polychaeta; Sabellida; Oweniidae
Source: the annotation of a GenBank genome assembly